Colletotrichum graminicola M1.001 is the source of this 774-nucleotide messenger RNA. RefSeq lists its product as uncharacterized. The record is from RefSeq and is a predicted model, not a curated record. Bases 1 to 774 code for a protein of 257 amino acids. The transcript has a single exon. NCBI's taxonomy places the organism in Eukaryota, Fungi, Ascomycota, Sordariomycetes, Glomerellales, Glomerellaceae.
AUGUAUCUCCGCGCAGACCACGCAGAAAACAGCAUCCCAGCUCUUCGCCAGCUCAUCAAGGACGACCCCCUCGGCGUUCUGACAACGGCCAUCCACUCUACUUCCGAACCUUUCAUCCAAUCCAGCCACAUCCCCUGGGUUCUGGAUGUGCAAGAUGACUCUAGCGAAACUGAGCUCGGCAUCCUGAGAGGACACAUGGCGCGGGCAAACCCCCAAAGCAAGACAAUCAUCGAGUCGUUAUCGGCCGACAACCGAACCGGGACCGGUAACGUGCUUGAUCAGGAAGUACUAGUUCUCUUCACGGCACCGACGCAUCACUAUGUAACACCGAAGUUCUACACCGACACCAAGCCAACAACGGGAAAAGUCGUACCGACCUGGAACUACGCCGCAGUGCAGGCAUACGGGCGCGCCAAGAUCUAUUACGAACCCAAGUCAGAGGAAACAUCCGCCUUUUUGACUCGUCAGAUUCACGAGCUCUCGCAGCAUGGAGAGACGUCGGUUAUGGGGUACACGGGCAAAGAUGGCCGCCCCGGACCGUGGGAAGUGGCGGAUGCUCCUGAGAAAUACAUUGAGCUUAUGAAAAAGGCGAUCAUUGGUAUUGAAAUCACUAUAGACAGGCUGCAGGGCAAGUUCAAGAUGAGCCAGGAGUCAGGCGAGGGGGACCGCGACGGGAUUGUACAAGGAUUCAAUGCCCUCGGGUCCGAGGUGGGCAGCAAGAUGUCAGACCUAGUUAAGGAGCGCGGUGAGCUCAAGAAGAGGUACAAGCAAUAA